Molecule: messenger RNA, 1475 nt
Organism: Carlito syrichta (Philippine tarsier)
Lineage: Eukaryota; Metazoa; Chordata; Mammalia; Primates; Tarsiidae
Gene: CCDC89
Product: coiled-coil domain containing 89
Exons: 1
Coding region: 152-1264 (370 amino acids)
Source: RefSeq, a predicted model, not a curated record
UCACGCAUUCUAAAGACCUGUCUACCAAUUGCAGGGCUCCUUACUGGAAAAACCAUCUGCUGGAGAGUGCCAAGAGUCCCUAGUAACGCUCUGCGGUUUUUGAAAUCUGAGGUGGAAAGACUAUAGUCUGCCUAGUGGAGGAGAGUGCCCUAUGUCUCAGAAAGAGCAGGCUCUCAGGAUGGACAUCUCACACUCUAAAGGACCCUUAGAUAAGCAAAAUGGAGAACUGAACAACCCAGAAGAGGAGGUGGAGUUUAAGGAACUAGAUGGUCUGAGGGAAGCCUUAGCAAAUCUCCGAGGACUGUCAGAGGAGGAGAAAGGUGAGAAGGCAAUGCUUCGCUCACGCAUCCAAGAGCAGUCACAGCUCAUCUGCAUCCUGAAGCGGAGGUCGGAUGAGGCCCUUGAGCGCUGCCAGAUCCUGGAGCUGCUCAAUGCAGAGCUGGAGGAGAAGAGGAUGCAGGAGGCUGAGAAGCUCAAGGCCCAAUGUGAGCAUGCCCAGAAGUUAGAGGAGCGCUUCCUAACCCUAGCAGCCAACCACGAGUUGAUGAUCCACUUCAAGGAUGAACACAAGUGUCAGAACGUAAAGCUGAGGGAGGAGAAUGAGAAGCUGAGGUUGGAGAACAGCAGCCUCUUCAGCCAGGCCCUGAAGGAUGGGGAAGCCAAAGUUUUGCAGCUUACCGCCCAGAGUGAGGCCCUCACCAGGGAGCUGGAGACUCUGCAACAGAGGUGUGCUCAGGAUUCCUGCCAGGCACUGGCCCGCGAGCGGGAGCUGCUGGAGCUACAGAGUCAGCAGGCCUGCGCCCACGCCGAGGAGACAGAACAGUUGCGCAGUCAGCUGCAGAACCUCAAGCUGCAGCACCAGCAGGCGGUGGAGCAGAUGGCGAAGGCCGAGGAGGCGCACAGCAACUUGAGCCAGGAGCUGCAGGCCAGGCUGCGGACCGUUACUGGGGAGAAAGAGGAGCUGCUGCAGCUGUCCAUGGAAAGGGGCAAGGUGCUUCAGAACAAACAAGCAGAGAUCCGCCAGCUAGAGGAAAAGUUGGAGGCAGCAGAUGUGGCCAGGAGGCACGCGCUAGAGCGGUUUGAGCAAGAGGCAAUGGCUGUGGACAGCAAUUUGAGAGUCCGGGAGCUUCAGCAUAAAGUGGAGGGAAUCCAGAAUGCCUAUGACGAACUCAGACUGCAGUCUGAAGCUUUCAAAAAGCACAGCCUGGAUCUUUUAAGCAAGGAGAGAGAACUCAACGUCAAACUUCGCCACCUCUUUCCGUAAAGAAGCUGCUGCUUUCUCUGGCUUCCAAUUUAGAAUGCAAAUAUUUGUGCCUUAGCAGUAUGGCAAAAGUAAAGAUGAUAUCCCAUUUAUUGUACUUUUAAGCGCAAAAGACAACUUAAAAGCUACUUUACUAUGAUAUUCUUGUUGUUACUAUUGUAAAACUAACACUAAUUUUCCUUUCUACCACCUGGAAUACACAAAAUUUACCAGA